Symbiodinium pilosum is the source of this 831-nucleotide messenger RNA. The record is from the annotation of a GenBank genome assembly. NCBI's taxonomy places the organism in Eukaryota, Dinophyceae, Suessiales, Symbiodiniaceae.
AUGGGACGGGUGCUUCAGGAUGCCGUGCUGAUCAUCCCUGGCGUAGGUAAUCUGCUCUUUCGCGGCCCCUUCGCCGAGAUCACGCGUGGAUGGUACGCCAUUGUCGGCGUCACCAUCCUGAUGAACAUGAUGCUGAACGCCUUCGUGCCGUCCAGCGUGACCAUCGCAAAGAUGUUCCUGAACAGUAUCAUGAGGUGCUUCUUCAAGAGAGGUGUCGCUCAUCAGGCAGAGCUUCUGGAGCUUUACACCAACCCAGAGUUCGACAUCAAGCAGAAGUAUGCGCAGCUCCUGACCACGGUGUUCGUGACUUUGAUGUAUGGUGCUGGACUUCCCUUUCUCUACUUCCUGGCUUGCGUCUUCAUGUUCUUCCAGUACUGGGCAGACAAGUACUGCCUUCUCUGGGGUUCUCGGAGGCCGCCUCACUACGAUACAAAGAUGGCGAAGGAGGCCAUUGAAAGCAUGCUUUACGCUGUUCCCUUCCAUUGCGUGCUGGCAAUUUUGAUGUACGGACAGACCUGCGUCUUUCCCUCCAACCCUCUAGGAGGAGAUCUGGGGGACUUAGUGGACCAGGGAUCUGGCUAUACGCCGGGCCUCUUGCAGCAGUUCAUCCCGCAGAUCACACGCGAGUCGACUUGGAUGUUCUUCCUGCUCUUUCUUCUGCUGGUAAUUCUGUGGGUCUUAUGGAACGUUCUCUGGAUCAUUGGUGGCACCGUUGGCACUGCCUGGGAUUUGAUGGUUGCAGUCUGUUGUCCCCGAUGGAAGAGGAAGCAGCCCAGCAAGGACGAGAUCAUGCAAGCCCUGAAGCGAGGGGAACGGACGCAGCUCAGCUGA